UAUAAACACAGAGAAUAACUCAUACUCGUCAUUUAUGAUAUUGACAGCGCCAGCGACGGUUGGAUAGCGGAUUACAUUACUGCAACGUUUAAUAAUAUUUAUUAUAUUGGAAAAUAUUUAUUUGAAAUUAUUUUUUCAUGGGAUUAAGAUUUAUUUAACGAUUUACAUCUAAAUGUUUGACUUGACUGUUGGAACUAUGUCUCAGUGUUAUGAUCGGGGAUCAGUCUGUGCCUGCCCUCCCGUGUCAUACGAACCUCACAAAAUGCAGAGACUUAUGCCAAGACACAAUUUGUUCUACACUAUGGAUUCUACUCCGAAUCAGCCAAACUUGCUACAAUCAAAUACCUCCGCCCCAAUGGACUGUGAAGUAAAACAGAGCAACACUUUGCAAAGUGUCCUCUUGGGAAAAGUCCCUGCGGCCUAUUCUCACUUGACUUCCCACAGGAAGUCACCUUAUCAACUCAGCCCUCCCCAUAGCGCCUCAUCUCCCCGAAGGAGUCCCCACACCCCUAACACAUUCUUGAACAUUCCGUCAAGGACUCCACCUAACGGGUCCCCCCAGUCGUUCCAGUUUUCUCAGGAGGUUCCAUUUUCCCGUCAAAUGUCUCCACAAUAUCCUGCAAUCUCAUCCCCCCACCGCUCAUCCCCCCGCCACUUGCCAUCACCACAUUUGAUGGCCUCACCACGCCCCUCACCCUCGCCUCGACAUUCGAUAUCGCCUGCUUCAUCUUGUUCAACAGAAAUUUGCCAAGAGGAGCCAAUUGAUCUUUCUUGCAAAGUGUUGAAGGAAGAAAAUAAUACUCCUAGCGGUGAGGACAAGGACAGUGCAGGAUUUUCUUUAUUAAGGAACUUACUGUGUGUUGGGAAAAACAAUCAAACGGGUUCCCGUAAAACACAGGACGCUGCCAGUGAAUACAGCGAAAAUGAAAGCUGUUUAGGAGUACAAGUCACUGGAACCACACCGGUUACACUAGCCAAGAAAAAUAUGUAUCCCGUGGGAUCGCGUGUGUCGGACUGGCUUGUGAAAAUCAUCCAAUUUGCAAAAUCCAUUCCGGAAUUUGUCAACCUUUCGCACAAUGACAAAGUGACAUUGAUCUUGAAUUCUUGGACGCGGCUGUUGCUGUUGUACAUGUCAGAGAGUAACUUUCAGUUUGCUGUGACCCCCACUCAUUCCGAGCAGCAAAGUGAGGAGGUAGAGGACCCCCCACCCAGCCAACCGACCAUGAAAUCAGUCGAAAAUCUUCAGGGCUUCAUCCGCAAGUGCCAAACAAUGAAUCUUGAUCAGAAAGAAUAUGCUUUCCUUAGAAUGGCAGUUUUGUUUAACUCUGGAUAUGUGGGUUUAGAUAGACCAGAUCAGGUAGAACAACUGAACACAUUAAUCCAGCAGCUUCUGCAAGAGCAUGCGCGCUCUACCCGCCCAAACGACCACCUUCACUACAGUCGAGUCCUGCUUUGCCUCCCUGCCCUUUAUGGCAUUAACUGUAAAAUGAUCGAAAAUCUCUUCUGCAAGCAUAUCAACGGAAAUAUGGACAUCGAUGUUCUUUUAAAAGAAAUGUUACAAAACUUAUAGCAAUUCCAUGAAGUGACUAUUUUUUAUUUGUUGUUUUAUUUAUUUUGUGGACUUUAUAUGGCGCUGGGCGUCCUUAUUUUAACCCAUCAUUCCAUGGAGUGUGUGGUUUUCAUGAAUGCGGAAAUAUGUUGUCAACACUCCUUGAGAUGUAUACAUGUAUGAUAUUAUUUCUUGUCGAGAGCCGUGGUAGGCGCACCUUUUAUUCCCCUUCACAGCUACAUGAACAUAUUUUGAUGAUUAAGAUAGUUGAGUUAUUGACCUUGAUAUUAUUCGUCCAGGGAUCGCUGACCUGCCGUUUACGGUGCGAGCGUUCAGUCAACUCACCGUAAAAAAAAUACAUUAUACUCAACUAUGCUUAGACUUUUGGUGAAUUACAACAAAAGUGUGUGAAAAGAAGAUCUUUGGGGAUGAAAGAAAUCGAUAUUGAGAUUUCAUGUCCUCCAGUGCGUCAACCCUUCUUGUCACUGCCCUGUGUAUCAGAAAAUGAGAAUGAAUAGUCACUAUGUAUAUUUCUGAUUGUCGUAAACAUAUGAGUAUAUGUCAUAUCCAUUUUAAUUUAUUUUUCUUUUUUUAAAAAACUAUUAAAAUAUAUGAUAACUCUGAA
Saccostrea echinata is the source of this 2174-nucleotide messenger RNA. RefSeq lists its product as uncharacterized. The transcript is spliced from 3 exons. Gene Ontology annotation, biological process: negative regulation of transcription by RNA polymerase II. Gene Ontology annotation, cellular component: nucleus; cytoplasm. Lineage: Eukaryota; Metazoa; Mollusca; Bivalvia; Ostreida; Ostreidae. Bases 173 to 1570 code for a protein of 465 amino acids. The record is from RefSeq and is a predicted model, not a curated record. Gene Ontology annotation, molecular function: transcription factor binding; transcription corepressor activity.